AUGAAAAUCAAGUCUCUGACGAGAACAUCCGCGCCUCCGGGCGACGGGGCUGUUCGACAACCUCGAAACCUCGAUCCUGCUCACCAUCCCUUCGAACGUGCCAGAGAGUAUACGAGAGCGCUCAAUGCGGUCAAAAUGGAACGGAUGUUUGCUGCGCCAUUUGUGGGCCAGUUAGGCGACGGCCAUGUAGACGGAGUUUAUUCCAUGGCGAAGGAUCCCGGUUCUCUCGAAAGAUUUGCCAGCGGGAGCGGAGAUGGAGUUGUAAAAGUAUGGGACCUGACCAGUCGCGAGGAAGUCUGGAAUACAAGAGCUCAUGACAACGUUGUCAGAGGAUUGUGUUGGACUCCAGAGCGAAAACUGCUUUCUUGUGCCACGGAUAAAACUGUCAAGGUCUGGGAUCCAUACAACGGCGAGAAAAAGGGCCUUCCACUGGCAACUUACCUUGGACAAGGCGCAUUCACGGAUAUUUCACAUCAUCGCGAUCGUCCCACGUUUGCUGCAUCUUCCAGUACAAUCUCCAUCUACGACCUCUCCCGGCCGUCGUCCGGCCCCAGUCAAGUGCUGCGAUGGCCAACCUCUACGGACACUAUCACCGCCGUUUCCUUCAAUCAAACCGAAACCUCGAUACUUGCUUCCGCCGCCCUCGACAGAGCGAUUGUGCUCUACGAUCUGCGGACAUCAUCACCGGUGUCAAAAGCCAUCCUAAGACUCGCUUCCAAUGCGAUAUCUUGGAAUCCUAUGGAAGCUUUCAAUUUUGCUGCAGCAAACGAGGAUCACAACAUCUAUAUAUUUGACAUGCGGAAACUGGACAGGGCUCUCAAUGUCUUGAAAGAUCACGUGGCCGCCGUGAUGGAUGUUGAGUUUAGCCCGACAGGAGAAGAGUUGGUAAGCGCGUCAUAUGACCGGACAAUCCGCUUGUGGAAUAGGGAUCGAGGGCAUUCCCGGGAUAUCUACCACACCAAGCGGAUGCAGCGAGUAUUCUCGGUACGAUUCACUGCGGACAAUAAAUACGUCUUAUCUGGGUCGGAUGACGGCAACGUGAGAUUAUGGAGGGUUAAUGCCUCAGAUCGAAGUGGAGUCAAAUCAGCAAGACAACGACAGAAACUCGAAUAUGAUCAGGCCCUGGUUCGAAGGUAUGCACACAUGCCAGAAAUCCGGCGAAUCAAACGGCACCGACAUCUACCAAAGACCAUCAAGAAGGCAACGGAAAUUAAAGGAGAAGAACUAAAAUCAAUCAAGAGGAAAGAGGAGAAUGUUCGGAAGCACAGCAAGAAAGGCAGCAUGCCUCGCCAAAGCGAAAGAGAGAAGAUGAUCCUGGGGACAGAGAAAUGA
This is a messenger RNA of Capronia epimyces CBS 606.96, 1332 nucleotides long. RefSeq lists its product as uncharacterized. The coding region runs from base 1 to 1332 and encodes 443 amino acids. Gene Ontology annotation, molecular function: protein binding. The transcript is spliced from 2 exons. Gene Ontology annotation, cellular component: nucleolus; small-subunit processome. The record is from RefSeq and is a predicted model, not a curated record. NCBI's taxonomy places the organism in Eukaryota, Fungi, Ascomycota, Eurotiomycetes, Chaetothyriales, Herpotrichiellaceae. Gene Ontology annotation, biological process: maturation of SSU-rRNA from tricistronic rRNA transcript (SSU-rRNA, 5.8S rRNA, LSU-rRNA).